UUUCCACACAGAAACGGGAUUUCGCUGUGUUUUUGAGUCCUGCUCAUUCGUCACAGUGCGUUAGCGGAUGUGAGGCGGUCGGACCGAGCCUCGCGUGCCAAUCCCGCGGACUUUAGACGCUCUCGCACCGGGGCUCUCCACCAGUAUUGUGCGUCAUCUCCAUCGCUGCCGUUCUGCUAUCUUCUUCCUCCGGAGGCAACAUGGCAGCUCCCGCCGCGGUCAACCCGUCCGAGAUGGGCAGUGAGUUGCCAGGGACAGUAGGGAUGGCCGGAGCAGUUGGUGCUGGCCAGGUUAGGAUGGGAGGUGCUGUGCCAGGCCGUGGGGGCAAGAGGAGAUCAGGAGGAAUGGACUUUGAUGAUGAAGAUGGAGAGGGACCUAGCAAAUUUUCAAGAGAGAACCACAGUGAGAUUGAGCGACGCAGACGCAACAAAAUGACUCAGUACAUCACAGAGUUGUCGGACAUGGUCCCUACCUGCAGCGCCCUAGCCCGGAAACCUGACAAGCUUACCAUCCUGCGUAUGGCUGUCUCCCACAUGAAAUCCAUGAGGGGCACUGGAAACACAUCCACUGAUGGGGCCUAUAAGCCCUCCUUUCUCACUGAACAGGAACUCAAACAUCUGAUUCUGGAGGCGGCGGACGGAUUCCUGUUUGUUGUCGCAGCAGAGACGGGCCGAGUCAUCUAUGUGUCUGACUCAGUGGUGCCGGUGCUGAACCACCCCGUAUCCGAAUGGUUUGGCAGCACUCUGUAUGAGCAGGUCCACCCCGACGAUGUUGACAAGCUGAGGGAACAGCUGAGCACCACAGAGAACUCCAUGACAGGACGGAUUUUGGACCUAAAGACAGGAACAGUGAAGAAGGAGGGACAGCAAUCCUCCAUGAGGAUGUGCAUGGGAUCCCGACGCUCCUUCAUCUGCCGCAUGAGGUGCGGCAGUGCUCCUCUGGAUCACAUCUCCCUAAACCGUCUGUCGAACAUGAGGAAGAGAUACAGGAAUGGCCUUGGACCAUCAAAAGAAGGAGAAGCUCAGUACUCUGUGGUGCAUUGCACUGGCUACAUCAAAGCCUGGCCCCCUGCAGGUAUGACUAUACCAGAAGAAGAUACAGAGGCGGGUCAGACCGGGAAGUACUGCCUAGUGGCCAUCGGAAGACUGCAGGUGACCAGUUCUCCGGUCUCCAUGGAUAUGAAUGGCCUGUCGGUGCCCACAGAGUUCCUGUCACGUCAUAACUCAGAUGGCGUCAUCACUUUCGUUGACCCGCGCUGUAUCAACGUCAUUGGUUAUCAGCCUCAGGACCUGUUAGGAAAAGAUAUUCUGGAGUUCUGUCAUCCUGAGGAUCAGAGUCACCUGAGAGAAAGUUUCCAACAGGUGGUGAAGUUGAAGGGACAAGUUCUGUCAGUGAUGUAUCGUUUCCGAAUGAAGAACAGAGAGUGGAUGUUGAUCCGAACAAGCAGUUUCACCUUCCAGAACCCAUACUCUGACGAGAUAGAGUACAUCAUCUGCACCAACACCAACGUCAAGCAGUUACAGCAGCAGCAGCAAGCAGAGCUGGAAGUUCACCAGAGAGAUGGACUAACUGCCUACGAUCUCUCCCAGGUGCCUGUGGCCAGCGUCAGCAGUGGAGUCCAUGAGGCAGGAAAGAACAUCGACAAGACAGAGGCUCUGUUCUCCCAGGAGAGAGACCCACGCUUUGCUGAGAUGUACACCGGCAUCUCUGGCUCGGGAGAUAAGAAAAUGAUGGUUCCCUCCUCCACAGCUGGAGGACAGCAGCUCUACUCCCAGGGCUCUCCUUUCCAGCAGGGACACUCUGGCAAAAGCUUCAGUUCAUCUGUGAUCCACGUCCCUGGUGUUAAUGAUAUCCAGCCAUCAGGUUCAUCCAAUCAGAAUCUAGCUCAGAUUUCUAGGCAGCUCAAUCCAGGCCAGGUUGCAUGGUCAGGCAACAGACCCCCCUUCUCGGGACAGUCCAGUAAAGCCCAGUCCAGUCCAUUUGGCAUUGGUUCUGGCCACAGCUACCAGACCGACCCGGCCUCCUACAGUCCUCUGUCAUCACCAGCCACUUCCUCUCCUAGUGGCAACGCUUACUCAGGACUGACAAACCGCAGCACAGCAUUUGAUGUGUCGGGGGAAAGCAGUCAGAGUGGAGCCCAGUUCCAGGGUCGUCCGAGCGAAGUCUGGUCCCAGUGGCAGAACCAGCAUCACUCCCAGCAGCCGGGGGAACAGCACACACACCCCAACCCCAGCCAGACAGAAGUCUUCCAGGACAUGUUACCCAUGGCUGGAGAUCCCACUCAGGGAACAGCCAACUACAACAUUGAGGACUUUGCUGACCUCGGCAUGUUCCCACCCUUCUCUGAGUAACCAGCCCCCCUUCUCUGUGUGUUUCUCUCUCUCUUUCUAUCACUCCCCCUCUCAGAACUAGACUAAUGUUUUCAUUCAUCGCUCAUGUUCUGUCUCGUUUUUUCUACCACCAUCGGUCAAAAGUUCAGCAACACUCCCAUUUUUCCAGUUUUUAUGAAAUUUCAUCAGUUCAAGUCCAGUGAAUAAGCUUCAGUGGAACAAAGGUCAGCAACAAACUGGCCUAGAUAAAUGAAAAAGAAAGAUCUAGGAGGUAAUUCUGCAUAUUUCUAUCAGAAUGGUUAGAAAAGGAAAACAAAUGAAGACGGACAUAGCUUUAUCCUACAACAACAUAAUGACAUGAAAAUUGAAUUAUUAUUAUUAUUAUUAUUAUUAUUGAUAAGAACAGAAGCAGACAGAUGCUUCACAUGAGGAAGAGCAGCACGAGGUUUGAUGAAGGGGACAGAGGAUGAAACUAAAACUAAAAUGUUAGUGGUGAAACUGUGUAUUUUUCUGAACAAUGUUUCAUCUCCAUUGCAGAAAGAACAUCAUGAGUGUGUUUGUCUGCUGGAGAUUAUAUUGAGUUAAAAAACAUUCCCAUGAUCUAUCCUGUAAAAAAAAAAAAAAGACAUUGUUUUUGUUCGAUGCUUUAAUUUCAAAAAUGGAGGUGUUGUAAAACAUUUGACCCGCAGUCUAUCUUACUGGGUGACACAUACACACACAGAUGAUGUGCAACACAGUGAAUGUCUGGGUGCACUUGUCAUUCACACACACAGCCCUCGGCGUUUGCCCCUCCCCGAGGCCUACAGUAUGUAUCUGUGAAAAUACACAUACCUCAUUGCUGUUAGGAGGAGCACUGCGGUCAGAUGGAAGGAACACGAGCUAGCAUCAGUCUAUCAGCUGUUUGUCUGUCGUCACAGGGAUGGACAUUGUCUCGAGCCUUUAUAACAAGCAGUUGAAAUCUGUAGCUCUCGGCAGUCAGCAGCACAACCAGAGGAGGACAGCCAACAGGUUCCAGCUGGACGUGUCAGACACUGGUUGAGUAUUGUCAAGAUUAUACACUUCCUCUCUUUUAGAUCCGAUAAGAGGAGGUUUCAAUAAACCUCCAUGUCCCCCAGACAUCAUUUCUCUCAGCUGCUCACGCAGGUGACCACCAUUUAUGACAUAUUUUCAAGAUGGAAUAAUGAUAUCUGAGGAAAAAACUCAACAGAAAAUUUAAAGUUUUUGAUGCUCUGUCAUGUAGAAAUACACAGGGUGACUAUUUAAUAAAUUAAUAUUGCUCCCGAGCUGUUGAAUUAGAUUGACUUUUAAUGUGAUGCAGAAAAUUCACACUUGUUUCUGGUCAAAUGAAAUAUCUGCAAUAAAUCUGGCCUGAUAAUUAUUUUGGAUUUAAUAUUUCACUCGUGCAGCUGACAGGUAAAAGCAUCCACAUGUCAAUGAAGUGUAAAUAGGCUAAAGUUACACCAUAGGGAUUCAUCAUUACUUAUCUACGGAGGAAUUUAGGUCUGCUUUUCCAGUAAAGUUUCCCAAAUGUUUGAGACUUCAACUCAACUGGGAUUGAGAGCAUUACCACCAGCUUUUUACACUUCCUGUAAAACAUGAUUUGCUGUGUGAGCACACAGGUUAACACAUAGUCACCAGUGCAUUAGAACGGCUGGUGUCUGUCACAGCUCAACAAUGUCAGGCAGUGGAAGUGUAACUAAAAGAUGUCAGCUCAGUCAUGUUCAUUGUGAUUGCAGAAAAAUUGUGUCUGUGUGCUCGUGCACAUAUUUUCAUGAUGACCUAACAAAAUGGAAACUGUUCUUUAAGUCAGCUGACGACUGUAGGAAUAGUUCUGCUAUUUGAAUCGCAAUUUAUGAUUUGGACCGCCAGUGUCAGCCCAGACAGGAUGUCAUUUACCUCACACUACAAUAGGACCCAUACACUAGUAGGAGACUAGUUACCUCCUGGUAAAACCUGCAGUGACUGUAGAGAGCAUCAGUGGACAACAAUAGGGAUGUCAAUGACGAGAAGUAAAAUGUCUGAGCGCUGAAGACAUUCACCUCCAUCUGCCUGGUGCCGCCUCUCACGCACCAUCACUGACUCUGCCAAACAGCAGCAGGUGAGGAGAUGCUGCUGCACUCCACCUGCUGCUGACCUCACUCUCUCCGUCAACCUUAUGAUACUAUACUAUAUGUAGUGAUGUCCAGAUGCGAGCACCGAAGGAUUCUAUGUAUACAUGAAACAAAAAAGAAUGAAAUAAACUCAUUGCAGACAGUUAUUAAGCAAAGGCUUAAAGUGCACUUCAUGAAGCUAACUGCUAAUCUCACCAGCCUGCUUUAUAAGGGAAAAACCGCCAUACCGUCCAAGCAAAUCGCAGUAUUUACUAGUGUAUUUGGUGUUCUUCAGCUCUCGCUACUUGACUUAAUUACUUUAUAAUCUUUUCAACUAUUAAGAGACUGAAUAAUACUUUCUAGCAGGGGAGCUUUUACAUGAUAGAUUGUAUAAUGUCCCUGACAGACGGAUGGAUAAGCGUGAACAGACGUCGAAUCAUUUUGCUAAAGAUCUCAAAUUGAUGUUUUCUUUUUGUAAAUAAUGUGAUUUUUAUGUCGACUCGUGUUACUUUCACACAGUACAUGUUCUUUUGUGUAGGUUUUAAUGAUAUUGUGUGCAAUGUGACUACAUAUUUAACUAUUGGUAUUUAGUUAGUCUGUUCAUUGUACAUUGAGUUCUAGACCUGUACAAAUGGUGUAAAUGUGACCCAUUAUUUUUGUGUAACAAAUUGUGCUUGUGACAAUAAAUUCUUAUUGGUUA
Molecule: messenger RNA, 5120 nt
Organism: Limanda limanda (common dab)
Lineage: Eukaryota; Metazoa; Chordata; Actinopteri; Pleuronectiformes; Pleuronectidae
Gene: arnt2
Product: aryl-hydrocarbon receptor nuclear translocator 2
Exons: 19
Coding region: 201-2351 (716 amino acids)
Biological process (GO): regulation of transcription by RNA polymerase II
Cellular component (GO): nucleus; transcription regulator complex; cytoplasm
Molecular function (GO): RNA polymerase II cis-regulatory region sequence-specific DNA binding; DNA-binding transcription factor activity, RNA polymerase II-specific; protein dimerization activity
Source: RefSeq, a predicted model, not a curated record